Molecule: messenger RNA, 7153 nt
Organism: Solea solea (common sole)
Lineage: Eukaryota; Metazoa; Chordata; Actinopteri; Pleuronectiformes; Soleidae
Gene: ammecr1
Product: AMMECR nuclear protein 1
Exons: 6
Coding region: 1182-2195 (337 amino acids)
Source: RefSeq, a predicted model, not a curated record
CUGGUCAUAUUCCUUUUAUAACUUAGGGAUAUUUUUUCCACUGCACGCACGCGUCGAGAGCGCGUGCUUUUCCACAGCAAACGUGAUACCCUCAGAUGCUACGCAGAAUGUGGAGCAAGUGUGCGCAACACUCUUUCUGAAUCCGGUUCCGGCGUGCCGACGACACCGACGCCUGUUCCCACAGACAGAUCACAGGGCUUUACCCGAACAGCACUGACUGGUAGCAGCUGAGAGAAGGUGCGGAGCGAGGGUUACUAAACCCGGAGGAUUUCUCACGGCUCGCGGACAAUAAUGCUCUUCUAUAUGUCUCAUAAACGGAUGACAGCCUCCAAACAAACCUACAGUGAAAACUUUCAGCUCUAUAUUUGACGCGGGGGUGUUGUUUCUUGAGAUUUUAACCUGGUCCAAGAACAGAAAUGAUGCAGGUGCAAACUCUGGCCUAUACGUUACUGAAAUGACUUGCUCGGCGCUGCUGACGCGGUUCAUUGUGCCAUGCCAACCCCGCAUUGCAUUGUCAGAUGCCAUUUUCCUCUGCGUUAUUAUCCCACUGUCUGGAAUUCCAACAUACUGGGCCUGUUGUUGUGUAAUAAGAAGUUCGUAAAGGCUGAAGCAAACAAAGCUGGUGCAAUGAGAAGCUACGCUCUCCAAGACACUGUGCGCAAUUUGUGCUGAAGCUUAUGGGUCCUGCGUAUGCAAGCUCCCGGCUUCCACUUGGAGAGGUGUGCUGCGGGGCUACAGCGCACCGGCUGUCGGCUUCACAUCUGGACCGCCUGCCUGCUGUCAUCUGCGGCCUGUUCGGACUGUGUACUCCCUAAACUUGUGUGUUGAAGGGGAACGGAUUGAGGUAGCCUCAAAUGGUACCGUGUUAAGGGAGAAGGAGAAACUAUUGGGACUUGACGUUAUCGGUGAUCCACUGGAACACCGAAAUCCAAAGCUAGACUGGCUGACUACUCAACGGGAAAAAAAGCGGCUGUCCUGCUAUGGAUUUUGCGUAACAAAGUCACGCAUUUUAAAGGCAACGCUAGGGUGACAUUGCAGUCUUCUCACCAUAUCGGUUAUUUCGUCGUCCGACAUAAAAAAAUAAAAGCGUGAAAGUGGAGUAUUGUCCGUCAUACGUAUCAGCGCAGUGGGAUUUCUACGUCUGGUCGGCGUUCCCCCCCACCCUUCCCGCGGUGACGGUUAUGGGUCGGAAGCGGUGUGUCGGUGCAGAUUGUUCCAAGAUGGCGGCCGGGUGCUGCGGGGUGAAGAAGCAGAAACUGUCGGGAUCACCCGGGUCGGGGGGUCCCGGCGGGGUGGGGGCGGGAAGCGGGGUGGCAGGAACCGGACAUUGUGGCUCGGAGUUGGGGAUUGGCUCCUCCGCGACAGUUGCAGCAGCGGCGAACGUGAGCAGAGCCAACGGCCUGGGGGGACCCGGGGGUAACGUUAGUGGCAGCAGUAGUGGUGGUGGUGGUGGUGGCGGCAGUGGCACAAACGCUCUGUCCCCAGCCCCGGCCGGUUACACUUCAUCCGGCCUCGCCCCGAAUCUUAGCCCGGGACCUGGUUCGGGAAGUGGAGGCAGAAAAAUGGUGGUCUCAGCGGAGAUGUGCUGCUUCUGUUUUGACGUGCUUUAUUGCCAUCUGUACGGAUACCAACCUCCGAGAACACCCAGGUUUACAAAUGAUCCCUACCCGCUGUUUGUCACGUGGAAAAUAGGCAGAGACAAGCGGUUGCGGGGUUGUAUAGGUACAUUUUCUGCCAUGAAUCUGCACUCAGGACUCAGGGAGUACACCCUUACCAGUGCCCUUAAAGACAGCCGCUUCCCCCCUAUGACAAGGGAAGAGCUGCCUCGCCUCUUCUGCUCAGUGUCUCUUCUCACCAACUUUGAAGACGUCGGUGAUUACCUUGACUGGGAGGUGGGUGUUCAUGGUAUUAGGAUAGAGUUUUUCAACGAAAAAGGAUCAAAGCGCACAGCCACUUACCUACCAGAGGUUGCGAAGGAGCAAGGUUGGGACCACAUUCAAACCAUAGAUUCCUUACUACGAAAGGGAGGUUAUAAAGCUCCCAUCACAAAUGACUUCAGGAAGACCAUUAAGUUAACCAGGUACCGUAGCGAGAAGAUGACUAUGGGUUAUGCAGAGUACAUCGCCCACCGUCAGCACCAUCACUACCAGAACGGCAUCGGGCACCCUCUACCACCCUACAACCAUUAUUCCUGACAGCGAGCCGCAUGACCAAUCAUUGGACCUCUCCGCGGACCUUUUCCCAGGAGAGCCCGCCCCCUCCUGGUCUAGCUAUUUCUACUACUGUACCAUUUUAUGAUGAUAGUUUCCGUUGCCAUGCUGGCUGUCUCCCAGACGUUGACAUGGCAACGGGUGGCAACGAAGCAUCAUUUGAUUACGGCAAGAAAUCCACACAUUUCUUUUUCGUUGCCUGUGGUUAUGUUUUUGCAGCAUACUUAUAAGUCUAUCUAUAAUCCCCCCCCUUAUUCAUAUUUUUGAAAAUUAACAAAUGAUGGAUUUUAUUGAACUUCUCAGUAAACCUAAUCAGGUGUUUGAUUCUGUGGAUGGAAGCAAAUCUCUUAGAUUAGUAUUACACUUUUAUUCUUUAGGCUUUGUUUCAGUUUUACUAAGAAAUUCUUUACUUUUCUUUUAGUUUUUGCCUCUUAAUUUAUAUUAAUCACCGGACAUGUAUACCAUGUAGCAAAGCAACUGCAGUUCUUGAAGGCUUUGCCAUCUCUCUUCUUGAUUCCUCUCAAAAAACAAAAAACAAAAAAAGAUUGACUUGUUGAGGUUGUUUGAGUCUUGUAAACUCCUGUAGUGUUGUAGUUGGGACUAUUUAUUGGGGUCUGUAUACUCCAAAGCAUGGAUGGUAGGAUCACGUUUAUUGUUUGAGAAGUGUGUAUAUCCGUGUGUGGAUACGGACUUCGAUCUGCCACAAGAUAAAAAUCAGUGGAAUGAGAUAGAAAACGGAUUUUACAUUUAAAGAAAGAAAAAAAAAGAAUCUCUCUCCCCUGAGUAAUUGUAGUGUUUUGUGGUGGAACCUUUAAUCUUUGAACCAUGUUUGAUAGAGCUGACAACCAUGUUCCCUUGUUUUUUAAGUGAAAGUACGUGGGGAGGAAGCCAUUUUGUCUGAGGAUAAUCAUGUUCAUAAAUUGGAAAAUUUGGCUACAAGUCGGUCUGCUUUCCCUGCAGUAGAGCUACCAGGCAUGAAAGUAGGUACGUGAUUGAUGCUUUUGUUACUUAGUCUGUUGGUGUCUUGAGUUUACUGGCAGGGAGUCACUCAACGGGGACAUGCUAUAACUACUUAAAGCCAUAUUCUCUCUUUUAUUCGACACUAUCGGAGGAGUUGUUUGGCUUGAAGUGUAUUGUAUUCAGUGCCACUUAAAGCGCUAAUGCUAGUCUUGUGGGUGAAUGCGGACGUACACCAAGCAGCCUCAGACGCGGCUGCGUCACUGAGCCCUCGCCUCAGACGCGGCUGCGUCACUGAGCCCUCGCCUCAGACGCGGCUGCGUCACUGAGCCCUCGCCUCAGACGCGGCUGCGUCACUGAGCCCUCGCCUCAGACGCGGCUGCGUCACUGAGCCCUCGCCUCAGGCGCGGCUGCGUCACUGAGCCCUCGCCUCAGCAGCGGCUGCGUCACUGAGCCCUCGCCUCAGCAGCGGUUUUGUCAUUUGUUCGGAAAAGUCCUGUACUAAUUGUCCGUGUCUUCGCGUCGUGGAAAUCAUUGUCUUGCCUUUUCAGAUUGUAGCUAACCAUUUACUCGUUACUCGUCCAUGAAGUAUGCUCUAUUUAAGAUAGUUAUUUUCAAUGAAGAUACGCAACUUAACGCACAAAGGAAGUGAGCUAAUUAACGUGUGUGGCAUUUAGAAGUGCAUGUCAUUGUGUAGUUUGCGGUGUGACGCAGCGGGUCGUUUAUUUUAGUCGUUGAAACCGUCUCCUCUGCUACUCUGGUGUUUACUGAGGUCCGUUGAUCUGGGAGCGUGUGCGUGUCCACGACACGGGAAACAUUUGUGAUGAGUGCUUUUGUUUUGUCAGCUGUUUGGCACCAGGUUUGAGCAAACACAGUUAAUUUAGUUAGUGCAGAUUCUAAAAGCCAGGGCUCUGUGUGUGUAUGACCUAAGAAGCCAUUUUCUCAUUCAAAUAGUACUUGUGAUUUAGUGUACACACGCAUACACACACUUGGCUGGUUUGUACUUACUGUCCAGAAUGUUUUAAGAUUGUCGAGGGUUGUUCAUGUUUAGUUUUGCUAGCUGGAAUUUUUGAGAGGUUAUCGCUACUUGACCAACAUCUUUCUUUUAUAACAGCCUUUACUAACUGGCAGGUUAUUAUUAUUUUUUUUUUCCUUUUAUGCAAAACGUCAAGGGCUUUUGGCACUCCAUCCACAGUAACCCGAAAUGACCCAGAUUUCAGUUGUGUUGCCUUAAAUUAAUGAUUUAAUAAAUUAUGGACCAGUACAUGAUGAUGCUCUGAGUGUUCCUCUGGCCCAUGGUUUGCUCUUCCGUCAACUGAACCCCUCUGCAGCCUCCUGUUCACUCGCAUCUCGCCCAGUUACUGGCCCUUUAGUUCACUUUUAAGUAUCCCACAAGGACACUGUGGUGUUACAACACUACAUGUUUAAACCAUGGCAAAGACAGUUUCACGCCUUUUUAGACAAACAAGAAGCUUGCCCGACGACACAUGACACGAACACUACGCUUCACGGGAGAACAGUCAGUCAUUCAUUCAUUUCCUGGUCCACUUAAUACAGCACAACCUGAAUUUUCCUGCUGCAAAACCAAAUUGACCAUGCUGUUUUACAUAUGUCUUUGUAUACACAUGCAAUCUAUUUAGUUGCGUGUAUGUCUGAGUAUGAGACCUAUGGUUUUAUCCAUGAUAUGCUUGAUCUAUGGCUUAGACACUCUUAUUUACCAUUAAGAAAUUUAAAAGACAAAUAUGGUGCUAUCGGACCUCAUAUUGGGGUGGUCACAGCUCGUGACUGGUCAUGCGGACUCAUUAAUCAUAUCAUACUUAAAAGAUGCAGCAUGUAAGAUUUUCUCUUGGGUAUAUUGCUGUGAAAAGGGUCAUGGCUGUCACCGAUACAAACAGUAGCCUCAAAAAUCCAUUCAAGUGCAUUCAUGACAUCCUGUGAAGGUGGGUUUGCUGUCGGACCUGGUUUUUACCCACCCUGCGUGAUUCUGUCUCAUGUGGACUUGGGGCUUAGUUUAGGUCUGAACGUACCCGUAAACGUAAGUGUGUCCGGAAUGCGUUUUCAGAGCAUGUGUGAAUGGACACAUGAAAGACCGCCCCUUCACCUGAUGGCUUCUGACUCCAUUUUCACAAUGAAUCUUCCACCCCCACACUAUUAACACUCAUUUACAAACAAUUUUUCGUUAAAAUGUUUCAUGUUGCAGCAGCGUGAGUAGUCCAUUAACCUUUUAGUUUUUUUGUUAUCAAGCUUUCUAUUUUUGUUAAGCCUGUUUCCUUACUCCAUAUAACAAACAUUUCCUGACAUUAAAUGGUCCAAACUACACCAGAAAUCCGGAAUCCUAAAAGUUAUUGUUAGUUGCAGCCCUAAAUCAAAGUACUUCUUGCGCUGCUGUAACAAGAAAUAAGAUUAACCCAUUAGAAAGAAAAGAAAAAUCAAUGUAAAGCCACUGAGAAGUGUCGAAAUCCAGUGAUACUGCAGCAGGUCAAAGGACUUAGUCCACUUAGAAGGCGGCUUCUAAUGUGUGUUAAAAGCAAGUUUGCAUUCACACGUGCUGGAUAAUGUGGGGGAUGGCACAUUUCCCAAACCACCUCCAAAUGUGGUCUCCGCGAUCUGAUCUGAAGAGGCAUUCAGAACACAUUUGAGUACGUUCAAUCGUGUACUUGGCUCUGUCCGCCUGUGAUCAGAAUACACAAGGAGGAGGGUGUUAUUCCCGGGUCCGAUCGGGGUCUUGAACAUUAACGGGCGCAAAAUCGUAGCAGCAACACAUCAAGAGGCUACAGAAUGUACUGCUAAUGGUCGUUGUGACGGUUCAUCUUCGAUAUAUCGAGAGAAAAUCCUACAUGUUUUUCUAUCCUCGAUAUAUGCAGAUCUGUUCAACAGGUGUUUUGUUUUUUUUCCUACCAGUGCAAGUCAACACCCCUGCAGGUUUGAAAGGACAAGAAGUCACAUGUUUACCUCCCCCCCCGUUUACUCCCCCCCACACUGUGGCCCAACCUCAUGGCCUAGUUUGUCAAGGUGUGACGCGUCGUCGUUCUGUAGAUGGCGGCGGUAGUCGCGGCCGUUGCCUCUCCUGGAAGAUCAGAUGCUGCUCUUUGCCCCUGAGCUCAUCUUUACGAUCUUCCUACCAGCUGCUGAAUCAUCAUUUGAAAGGUUUGGGGGUCGUUGAGGCAUUCACAACCUCUCGUAGACCUUUGUUGAAGGUGAAGCAUCUCCUGCAGUAGGACGCAGAGUUAAUGUUUUACGUAGAACACGCAGAAUAUAGUCCUGGUUCUGUACUGAUUAACUGUUAAAAGCAUUGAUACCUCAUGGGAUUUUAUGGAACGAAGUUUCGUAGUUUGUUGUAGCAGAUAGUGUUUUGGUUCCAUACCGGGGUUUAGAGUUCAGCCUCAGCAUUCCUUGUGUGGUCAUUGUCGUGUUUCGUGGAAUGCUCAAGCUCAUGUUACCUUCGUAUGUUGGACUGAACCAAAGAUGCCAGCGGCCAUGCCCAAAUGCUGCUCUUCAGGCCUGGCUUCCUGUCCUUCCAAAAAACACCCCUGCAUUUGACAAAAAUGUUUUGUCUCGUUAUAUUUUUAUCGUUUUUUUUUUUUUUUUUGCGAUUUCUCGACUGUCUUGACUUUUUUUUUUAGCAACUCAAUUUUUAAAUGAAUUUUCAUUGUCAAUCUCUGAAACCGCAUGUGGUGUCAAAGAUGAUUUGAAAUUGGUUGCAAGUUGUUACGUAUUAUGUUUGUUAUUAUUUUAUCAUUAUUAUUAUUAUUGCUCUGAUUUACACAAAUGAAAAUCCCAUGGUGUGCCUCCUAGCUUUAUGGGUUUAUAAAUGUUUUUUUUUUCCCUAAAGACCAGCAGUUAUACUUUGUAUAAAAGAUGGAUUUUUCCUUAUUUUUUAUGCCAUUAAAGAUGAAAAAGCCUGUUUUCUUUACUCUGGACCCAGUAGCUGCACUGGUAUACAAUCGCACUGAUAGAUGAAUUUAAAUAAAUAAAAGAAGACUAAA